This is a messenger RNA of Drosophila persimilis, 519 nucleotides long. Its product is annotated as protein SPT2 homolog. Gene Ontology annotation, biological process: nucleosome assembly; regulation of DNA-templated transcription. The transcript is spliced from 2 exons. The coding region runs from base 14 to 475 and encodes 153 amino acids. Gene Ontology annotation, molecular function: histone binding; DNA binding. The record is from RefSeq and is a predicted model, not a curated record. Lineage: Eukaryota; Metazoa; Arthropoda; Insecta; Diptera; Drosophilidae. Gene Ontology annotation, cellular component: nucleolus.
UGUUUGUAUCAGAAUGAGCCGCUUGAUGACCAGAAAGCAGAAGCGUGAAAGCGCCGAGCGCGAACGCAGGGAACGCAAUCGCAUGGAGGAGGUGAAGAGACGCGAGAGGCUGGGCCUCUAUGGUCCCUUGAAAUAUCUGAACAAAAAGGCUGAACCUAAGGGUGUUAAAGAGCACUGCAACUUGUCCGAUGGCGAAGAAGAAAUGGAGGAGAUGCGGGAUUUCAUUGUCGAGGAAGAUGAGGAAAUUAGCUCCAAAUUGGUUUCAUCGCACAUCCGGACAAUCUUUGGCUAUGACAAGCGUCGCUUUGCGGACGAGUCGGACAUGGACUUGCGCCACAUGGACGCCAACUUUGGUGAAGUGGAGAAAGAGGAGCGCACUAGUAUGCGUCUGGGCAGGAAGGAGGACCUGGACGAUAUGCGCCUGGAACGCGAGCAGAACAAACGCAAAAAAAUGAAGAUGUCCAAGGGGAAAUAGAACGACUGUAUUUUUGGAGCAGAUUAAAGUGAUAUACGUGUGCC